Messenger RNA from Anopheles marshallii, 3942 nucleotides. RefSeq names its product probable multidrug resistance-associated protein lethal(2)03659. Gene Ontology annotation, molecular function: ATP binding; ABC-type transporter activity; ATP hydrolysis activity. Lineage: Eukaryota; Metazoa; Arthropoda; Insecta; Diptera; Culicidae. The record is from RefSeq and is a predicted model, not a curated record. Gene Ontology annotation, biological process: transmembrane transport. Bases 1 to 3942 code for a protein of 1313 amino acids. The transcript has 11 exons. Gene Ontology annotation, cellular component: membrane.
AUGGCAGCGGCUACAAAAAUUAACGACCCGGAAGUCAAACAUCCUGGCGCGAACGUACAUCCCUACUCUACCGCGAAUGCAGUUUCGCGUUAUUUUUUCUGGUGGCUCCUUGACGUACUUCGAAUCGGCGUGCGAAGGCAAAUCGUACCAAACGACAUUUAUGACACCCUUUCAGCACACAGCAGUGCACAAAUCGGUGCAUCAUUCGAGCAGCAAUGGCAACGGGAAACGUUGCGCCAUUAUACCAUCCAACCAGCAUCGAUCGAUGACGAACGCCGAACGCAAGACGACACGAAAAGUGAGCCACAGUCAGCACAGCAAAACAAACCGUCGGCGCCAUGGAGGCUCCUUCGGACUAUAUUACGCAUGUACGGAGUCGGAGUACUGGUGUUUGGAUUUGUUUACAGCUCCAUUGAAUCGGCCUGCAGAAUAGGACAACCGUUCCUACUUGGUCAAUUGAUCCUUUAUUUUGAUUCCCUACGUACCGGAACGGCCGCAGUCGACGAAUCUGCAACAUCGCUGGGCGCCGCCUAUGGGUAUGCGCUGGGUAUUGUUAUGACCGUUUUGGCCCCGCUAGCCAUAUUUCAUUGCUAUCAGCUGUAUCUACUGCAAGUGGGCAUGAAGAUUCGUAUCGGUUGUUGUGCACUGAUCUACCGCAAGAUACUUAAAUUGAGUAACACUACCGAUGGUUUGUCCGGCAUGGUCAUCAAUUUGAUGGCAAACGAUGUGAGUCGGUUCGAUUACGCAGUGAUCUUUCUCCACGAUCUCUGGAAAGGGCCAGUCGAGCUGGUGAUUGUUGCCGUAUUUGUGUACCGUGAAAUAGGACCCGCCGGAAUGAUUGGCAUAGGGUUUUUACUGCUGUUCAUACCAAUUCAAGCCUGGCUGGGCAAAAAAUCGGCUGAAUUUAGAAUGAGGGCGGCGUUGGCCACAGACGAACGGGUGCGUCUAACAAAUGAAAUCAUCCACGGCAUACAGGUGAUUAAGAUGUACGUAUGGGAUCUACCUUUCGAGCAAAUGGUGCGAAAAUUGCGAUGCAAAGAGGUGACAGCAUUGCGCGGUAGUGCGAUCAUCAAAUCGGCCCUUUUCGCGCUUCGCAUUGUUCCGAAAGUGUCCAUUUUUCUAACACUGGUCGCGUACGUCUAUUUCGACAAUGCGCUCACAGCACGACGCGUUUAUAUGUUGAUUUCAUUCUUCAGCGUGAUCCAUCAUUCGAUGGUCGAGUUUUGGCCUCUUGCUGUAACGUCCGCCGCAGAAGGUUGGAUCUCCUUAAAGCGAAUACAGGAGUUUCUUCUUCAGACAAGUGUACAGAAGGUACAUCAAAAACAAGAAAAUCUUACCCAACGAUUGAGCGGUGAUCCGUUUGUCGAGUUUACUGCAGCGCACAGUACUUGGCCAAAUUCACAUUUCUCGCUGCAAGACAUAUCCUUCAGGGUAGAUGCAACGAAUCACCGUACGGUAGCAAUAAUAGGUUCGAUUGGUGCCGGUAAAUCAACACUGUUGAAUAUGAUCAUCGGAGAGCAAUGCGCUACUGAAGGACAAGUCACCGUGAACGGUACCAUCAGCUAUUGCCCUCAAAACCCGUGGCUGUUCGAGGGAACGAUCAAACAGAACGUCAUCUUCCUGGAACAGUACGAUGAAAAACGAUAUCGUACUGUGCUAAGCGUGUGUGCAUUGGAGCGCGAUAUCGAAAUCUGGCCACACGGUGACCAGACUAUGGUUGGUGAACGAGGAUAUAGUUUGAGCGGUGGACAGAAAGCCAGAAUCAAUCUCGCUCGCGCAUUGUAUCGCUCUGCGGAAAUCUAUCUGCUGGACGAUCCCCUUUCCGCCGUCGAUGCCCAUGUAGCGAAUGUUAUAUUCCAGCAUGCUAUAAGAAAUUUUCUUCACGGAAAGCUCUGCAUAUUAGUGACCCAUCAAUUGAAAUACAUCAACCAGGUGGAGCACAUUAUCGUAGUGGAGGAGGGUAGAAUCGCUGCGCAAGGAAACUAUGGUAAGGAGUUGUCUGAAUACUUCCGUUCAAGCGACUUAUCGCAGCAUCAACAGCCAACAGAAGAACAGAUUCCUAAGCACAGAGGGGAAGAUGGUCCAAAUAUAUCCAGCAAGGAUCAAGAGCAGUCGCUACCUUCGGAGCGCAAAGAGAAAGAAGGACAAGAAGAUGGCACUAUUCAGCUUAAAAUAUAUUUAGAAUUUUUUAAGUCUGUUAAUAGUACUUUAUUCGUCUCGUUUACGGCAUUGCUAAUGAUAGGUUUCCAAGUCGCUUGCUCAGGAACGGACUACUUCGUGUUCGUGUGGGUGGAUUGGGAGGAAACGUUUACCAACGCACUGGAAACACGCUGGACGACGGACGAUCAUGUACUGUUUUAUGCUGGAGCCAUUAUCAUCACCAUCCUGUUGACAGCCAAUUCGUUUGCCUUCUUCGAAAUGUGCCUUAAAGCAUCGCUCAAUCUACAUGCCGCACUUUACCGCGGAGUGUCGCGAACCGCUAUGCUUUUCUUCCAUCAGAAUGCUUCGGGUAGAGUAAUGAACCGGUUCUCGAAAGAUAUCGGGCUCGUCGAUACCAGCCUACCCAUCGUCAUGAUCGACAGUCUUUACUUCUUCCUAGAGCUUUCCGGUAUAAUAGUGAUAGUAGCGUUAGCGAACUAUUGGCUGCUGAUACCAACCGCGAUCAUGGGAGUCAUAUUUUAUCUGCUGCGGUUUGUCUUUCUGAAAACGGCAAGAAAUGUGAAGCGUGUUGAGGCCAUCACCCGCAGUCCAGUAUUCACGCAUACCAACGCAACAAUCGAUGGUUUGACCACGAUACGGGCAUUCGGGGCGGAACGCUUUCUGGAAGAUACAUUCCACCGAUAUCAGGAUCUUAACACGUCGGCAGCGUUUCUGUUUGGUGCCACGACUCGGGCUUUCGCCUUCUGGUUGGACGUUAUUUGUCUGCUGUAUAUUGCGUCAGUUGUUCUGAGUUUUCUUGUGAUUGGGAAUGACAUCAUUAGCGGUAAUGUCGGACUGGCCAUAACGCAGGUGCUCAACCUCAUUGGAAUGUGCAACUGGGGCAUUCGACAAACGGCCGAGCUGGAAAAUCAAAUGACAUCGGUGGAGCGCGUGCUAGAAUACGCCCAGCUCGUACCAGAAGCGGACUUGGCACCGGGUGUCCAAACAACUGAACGCAGUGAAGCGUGGCCCGAAAAUCCCAGCAUAACUUUCCGCGAAGUUUAUCUACGCUAUUCGCCCACCACGAACCCCGUCCUGAAGCGGCUGAGUUUCGACAUAAAACCCAAGGAGCAUGUCGGAAUCGUUGGGCGUACCGGCGCUGGCAAGUCCUCAAUAAUUCAGGCACUCUUUCGUCUAACACCGCUGCACGCCGGUGAUGGUAUCAUCGAGAUUGACGGAAUCAAUAUCGGUUCGGUGCCGCUGCGGCAGUGUCGUGGCCGCAUCUCGAUAAUUCCCCAGGAUCCGGUCAUAUUCUCAGGCAGUUUGCGAAGCAAUUUAGAUCCGGACGAGCGGACGUCGGAUGAGCGGCUGUGGAAAGCACUCGAGCAGGUUGAAUUAAAAACCACUAUAACCGCACUUGCCGGAGGUUUAAACACGAAGAUGGCGGAAGGAGGCACUAAUUUGAGCGCUGGCCAACGGCAAUUGAUCUGUUUGGCUAGGGCGAUCCUGAAGGGCAGUAAAAUAUUGAUACUCGACGAAGCGACGGCCAGCGUGGAUCCCAAAACGGACACACUUAUUCAACGUACCAUACGGACACAGUUUCAUGAUUGCACCGUGCUGACGAUAGCACACCGUUUGCAUACGAUUUUGGACAAUGAUCGAGUGCUAGUUAUAGAUGCUGGCCAAAUGGUGGAGUUUGAUACCCCCCAAAAUCUACUCCAAAUUCCAGAUGGUUUCUUCCGCAAAUUGAUAGAUGAGCAGGGCCAAGGAGGUGUAUCCAACAACGACAAUGCGCAUAUUUAG